Molecule: messenger RNA, 1479 nt
Organism: Penicillium roqueforti
Lineage: Eukaryota; Fungi; Ascomycota; Eurotiomycetes; Eurotiales; Aspergillaceae
Product: putative MFS transporter
Exons: 4
Coding region: 1-1479 (492 amino acids)
Biological process (GO): transmembrane transport
Cellular component (GO): membrane
Molecular function (GO): transmembrane transporter activity
Source: RefSeq, a predicted model, not a curated record
AUGGGUGAAAUCCAACCCGAGGUAGUAGCACAUCCUUCCGCAGAUGAGAUUGAUGAUGCCGUGGUAUAUCUUAAAGGCCAUGAAAAGGAGGCGCUCGACUCUCCAGUCAAUCUGCGGGCACUGCGCCGUAAAAUCGAUCGAAGAUUGAUCCCUUAUAUGUUUUGCUGCUAUGUACUGCAAUUUUUGGACAAGGUCAUGCUGAACUAUGCCGCUGUUAUGGGGAUCAAAAAAGACUUGGGACUCGUCGGCAAUGAUUUCUCCAACGUCGCCACAUGGUUCUUCAUUGCCUACUUGAUCGCGGAGGUACCCAAUGUAUAUUUCUUACAGAAAGUACCGCCUGCCAAAUGGCUCGGUGGAAAUGUUUUCCUCUGGGGUGUCGCGGCUGCCGCGUCUUCUGGCGCUCGGGGGUAUCGGAGCCUGCUGGCAGCACGCAUUUUCCUAGGCAUUUUUGAAGCGACAGUGGGACCAUCCUUGAUGCUUAUUAGCAGCCAGUACUACACUCGAAGCGAACAAGCCCCUCGGUUCACUGUGUGGUAUAUGGGUCUUGGUGUGGCACAGAUAAUUGGUGGUAUCAUAUCUUUUGGGUUCCAGCAUGUGCAUCAUGCCUUAUUAGACAGUUGGCGGAUUAUGUUUCUUGUUCUUGGAUUGGUGACGACUGUUGUCGGCGGUUUAACCUUUUUCUUCAUCCCGGAUACACCGAUGAAGGCAACCUGGCUGUCUGAUAACGAAAAGGUGGCACUCCUUCAACACGUCAGCGAAAACCAGACUGGAGUCUGGAGCGCAAAUUUGAACCUGAAACAAAUUCGGGAGGCCGUGCUCGAUAUUCAGCUGUGGCUCCUAACUGUGACAACAAUUCUGAUAUCCGUGUCAAGUGGUGUGGUGACGACAUAUUCCUCGACAUUGAUUGCCGGAUUUGGUUUCUCGGGUCCCAUCUCGGCGCUUCUCAACACGCCGUCGGGCAUCGUUAGCAUCUUUUUCACACUUCUCGUCGGGUUUGGCAUCCGCAGAACUUCCAAUCGCUGGGCAUGGAAUAUACUCUGUACCAUUCCUGGAAUCAUCGGCGGGGGCUUACUAUCCUUCCUACCCAAAAGCAACAAAGCCGGUGUGCUGAUCGGGAUUUAUCUUGUCAACGCAAUUGUAGCUACUCUUCCGAUUCUAUACCAGUGGACCAUGGCCAACUGCGCUGGACAUACCAAGCGUGCAUUUGCUAGCGCGCUUGUUGCUGGGUCUUUCUCGGUCGGAAACAUCAUUGGUCCACAAACAUUCCAGUCACACGAUGCACCAGAAUACCGACCGGCCAAGAUUGCUGUUCUUGCAACUCAGGCUGCGGCUGCUUUACUGUCUGUCGUCCUCUUUUUCUAUUACAAGUGGCAAAACCACCGCAGAGAUCAGACUAAGAGCGGUGUUGAUGCGGCGGACCAGACUCGGUGGGCUGGGCUGACUGAUAAGCAAAAUCAUUCCUUCCGUUACGUCUACUGA